AUGCCUACGAUAGCUAGUUCGUCUUUAACGUAUGAAAUCCUUAUGUAUCUAAACUCUUUCUAUUUUGGUAUGUUUGCCACAUGUGAACUGGGUAUGGGCUUUUUUAAAGCUGCCAAUCUACCUUCACCUGGCACAAAUACAACGCUGGCAGAGUUUGCACUUUUAUUCUUCCUCAUAAUCACAGAAGGAGCCAGAAUUUAUCUUGGAAGAAAAGGAAAUUUGACAGAACAUGGAUUACCAAUUCUUAUUGGAAUUAUUUUAACUGUACCCAGCUCCUUAGCGACACUAUAUUUUCUAAUUUGGCAACACUAUGUACUCAGACUAGAAGUGAUUCUCUGCAGCAUACAAUUGGUACUUCUAGCAUCUGAACUAGUCAUUUCUAUCUUAUGCCUUAUUGCCAUUUACAAACCUUCGUCUCCAGAAGAAUAA
Messenger RNA from Heterotrigona itama, 429 nucleotides. The record is from the annotation of a GenBank genome assembly. Lineage: Eukaryota; Metazoa; Arthropoda; Insecta; Hymenoptera; Apidae.